AUGUUCCUUGACAAAAUAAAACCAACUACAGAAAUAAACGACGCAAGACUGAAAGAUUGGGUAAAAGCUUUCCCAUUCACAAAAGAUAUAGUUGGUAACAUGGAAAGAAAACCAGAAUGGCUACAAAAACAUAUAUUUGGAAACGAGCAUAUUCCAUAUGGACAGGCACUGUUUGAAGAGCUUGAACCAGAAACUCAGGAAAGAGUCAUGCAAACAAUACGCAAAGACUCAAAUACAGACUAUGACAAACUCUUUCUAGGAUAUAGGUUACCUGAGAUGGGCGACCAGAGCCAAAAGGCAAAAAGGACAUGGGAAAUUUGCAACAUACUAGAUGAACAUAAUGCAAAGAUGCAACAACUUCAAGCAGAGGGCAAUGAAGGAAAAAGAAGAGUUAAAAACUCAGUCAGGAAGAAAGUAAAGCUUGGUCGGAGUGGGUUCUAUUAUGACAUAUAA
Trichomonas vaginalis G3 is the source of this 453-nucleotide messenger RNA. RefSeq names its product protein of unknown function, DUF4106 family. The transcript has a single exon. Lineage: Eukaryota; Parabasalia; Trichomonadida; Trichomonadidae. The record is from RefSeq and is a predicted model, not a curated record. Bases 1 to 453 code for a protein of 150 amino acids.